Molecule: messenger RNA, 1323 nt
Organism: Rhodotorula toruloides NP11
Lineage: Eukaryota; Fungi; Basidiomycota; Microbotryomycetes; Sporidiobolales; Sporidiobolaceae
Product: DNA-3-methyladenine glycosylase II
Exons: 3
Coding region: 1-1323 (440 amino acids)
Biological process (GO): base-excision repair, AP site formation; base-excision repair; DNA alkylation repair
Cellular component (GO): nucleus; protein-DNA complex
Molecular function (GO): DNA-7-methylguanine glycosylase activity; DNA-3-methyladenine glycosylase activity; alkylated DNA binding
Source: RefSeq, a predicted model, not a curated record
AUGGCCGCCCGACUCACUCGUUCUGCAUCAAAAGCCGCACAGACGGCGACCAAAGCUGUUCCCGCUUCUCCCGUCGCCUCGAAGCGUCCUCGCCCCACUUCAUCAGCCGAGGCCGCCACAGAGCCUCCCACGACGCCCAAGCGGUCCAGGACAGCCGCAAAGGGCAAGGCGAAGGAACCCAAAACGCCCUACGUUCCGCCGACGCCCAAUACCCAGAAGGUGCUCGAGAAGGAGGCACACGAGGCGGAGGAGGUUGGCGAGAAGGAGGGGGCCGUCUUGCUGCACCCCAAGCCGACGUUCGACUUCGAAGACGCCCGCAAACACCUCACGAGCGUCGAUGCACGGUGGGGGAAGGUCAUGGCGAGCUUGCAGUGCAAGCCGUUCGAGGGCGAACAGACGGAUCCUUUCAAUCCUUUCCGGUCGCUCGUCUCGUCCAUCCUCGGCCAGCAGGUCUCCUGGCUUGCUGCACGGUCUAUCCAGCACAAGUUCUGUCGCCUCUUCUUCCCGCACCUCCCGGAGAAGGCGCCUCCUCCCGGUACCCCUGGCAUCACUCCUUUCCCAACGCCGCACCAAGUCGUCGACCUGCCCGACCGUACCGCCACCCUCCGCUCCGCCGGUCUCUCCGGCCGCAAGGUCGAAUACAUCGUCGAGCUCGCCGAACGGUUCGUCGAUGGCCGCCUCGACGCGAAGUCUCUCUGGAGCAUGAACGACGACCAACUGAUGAAGACGCUCGUCGAGUGCCGCGGAAUCGGCGUCUGGACAGUACACAUGUUCCUCAUUUUCUCGGCGAAACGAGGCGACGUCUUGCCCGUCGGCGACCUCGGGAUCCAGAAGAACCUCUGCAAGUGGUACUCGCACGACCCGUCCAUCGCGCCCUCGAUUCACCCGCGCAAGCUCGCUCCUCCUUCUCCAACCAAGCUUGGCUCGACGUCUGCCGUAACGCCAAAGGGGAAGAAGAAGGCUGAGGGGGAGUAUGCUAGCGCGGCAUUGCCUGAGGGUGACAACGAGGGAGAGGGGCACGGGCUGGGCAAACUCGCAGCGCUUGGCGGUGCCGAGGUGGAGCAGGAGCAGGUGAUAGACCUUGACGAGCCGGUGAAGGCAAAGGAGGAGGCGGAAGUUGACGGCGGCGAGUUUGUCUUCCCCGAGACGAGCAACAACUUGACGCCGGCAGUCCUGCGGAGUCGCCUGAACGGCAAGAAGCUUAAAGGAAACAUCUACUUGACGCCGCAAGAGAUGGAGGAGCUGACAGCCGCAUGGGCGCCCUACCGCUCCGUAGCGUGCUGGUAUCUCUGGUCUCUCUCAGACGGAACAGGCGACCCGUAA